Molecule: messenger RNA, 2472 nt
Organism: Solanum verrucosum
Lineage: Eukaryota; Viridiplantae; Streptophyta; Magnoliopsida; Solanales; Solanaceae
Exons: 2
Coding region: 1-2472 (823 amino acids)
Molecular function (GO): protein dimerization activity
Source: RefSeq, a predicted model, not a curated record
AUGGAUAAGUUUCUCAUCAAGUUACCAAAGCCAAAAGAUGGCCAACCAAGUUCUAGCUCUAAUCAACCAUUUGUGAGUUCACAAGUUGCUUCGGAAGUUCAAAGACAUACAAAUUCUUUUCCACUUUCAAAUAUGGAUAAUAUGCUUGAUUUUAAAUCUCUUGAAGCAGAUCCCAAAGAUCGAAUGCCUAUUUCAUCUUAUGGUCCUAAUAUUCGAGAUGCGGUAAGGAGGUAUUACAUUCAAAAAAAGCCAUGUCAGCCUGUUGAUCAUAUCUUCCCUAAAACUAAGUUUGGAGAAAAAAUGCGUCAAUUUCGACCAACUUGGUUUAAGAGAAGAUCUCAAUGGUUGGAAUAUAGCAUUAAAGCAGAUGCGGCAUUUUGUUUGUGUUGUUAUUUGUUCAAGAAUGAACUUGAAAGUCGUGGAAAUGCCGGAGAUUCAUUUACAAGAGAUGGUUUUAGGUGUUGGAACAAAGCUUUAGAAAGAUUUAAAAAACAUGUUGGUAAGGUAAAUAGUAUCCAUCAUAAAUGUUUCAAUAGGAUGCAAGAUUUGAAAAACCAACGACAAUCGAUCCAAUCUUCUUUUGACAAGCAAAGUGAAAAGGCAAGAAGUGAUUAUCGGAUGCGUUUAAAUCCCUCAAUUGAUGUAGCAAGAUUUCUCUUGACAUCGGGAUUUCCAUUUUGUGGGCAUGAUGAAAGUGAAGGUUCCGAAUAUAAGGGUGCUUUUCUUGAACUUUUGAAAUGGUAUGGGGAUAGAAGUUUUGAUGUGGGAAGAGUAAUAUUAGGUAAUGCUCCACAAAAUGAUAUGAUGAUUUGUCCGACAAUUCAAAAAGAUAUUGUGGAGGCUUGUGCUAAAGAAACAACUAAGACUAUCAUUGAAGACUUGGACGGUGAUUAUUUUGGAAUAUUAGUUGAUGAAUCAAAGGAUGUUUCUCAUAAGGAGCAAAUGGCUCUAAUUUUGAGAUAUGUCAACAAAAGUGGAAUGGUGAUAGAGCGAUUCUUGGGUAUUGUCCACGUAAAUGAUACAUCUUCUCAAUCAUUAAAAAAGGCAAUUUAUUCUUUGCUUUUGGAUCACUCAUUAUGUACAUCCAAAAUACGUGGUCAAGGUUAUGAUGGGGCUAGUAAUAUGCAAGGGGAAAUAAAUGGUCUCAAGUCUUUGAUUUUACAAGAUACGUCAUCUGCAUAUUCUAUUCACUGUUUUGCUCACCAAUUGCAAUUGGCACUUGUAGGUCUUUCCAAAAAGAAUUUGGAUGUGGAUAAUUUUUUUUAUGUUCUCGCUAAUAUUUUGAAUACUAUUGGAGCUUCAUUUAAAUGCAGAGAUUCACUUCGACAACAUCAAGAAGAUAAGUUGGAAGAGUUGCUUAAAUUUGGAGAAGUUCAUACAGGGCAAGGUUUGAAUCAAGAACGUGGCCUCCAACGACCGGGUGAUACUCGUUGGGGGUCUCAUUUUAAAACCUUGGACAAUUUCCUGAUUCUUUUUUCUUCAAUUGUUAAUGUGCUUAAGGAUAUGAAACGUGAUUGUCCAUAUCAUCUUGAUAGAUUUGCGGCGGAAAAUCUUUUGAGCAAGAUUCAUGAAUUUGAAUUUGUCUUUAUGUUGCACUUGAUGUUUAAGGUGUUGCUAUUGACGAAUGAGUUGAAUAAAGUUUUACAAAAGAAAGAUCAAGAUAUCGUUAAUUCUAUGGGAUUGCUUGACCUUUCAAAGAAACGAUUGCAAAUGAUGAGAGAGGAUGAAUGGGACUCUAUGAUGGAUGAGGUUAGCUUAUUUUGUGGUAAACAUGGAAUUUCAAUUCCCAAAAUGAAUGAAGACUACUCUAAUGGGAAGUCGAAGCGUAAGAGGUCCAAUAUUUCAUAUUUGCAUCACUUUCGUGUGGAAGUAUUUUAUGUCGUCAUUGAUUUGGCACUUCAAGAACUCAAUAAUCGUUUUGAUGUGGUGACUAGUGACUUGCUUCUCGGUAUGGCUAGUUUGAGUCCGGUUGAUUCAUUUGCUAAUUUUCACAAGGAUAGGAUAAUGAAACUAGCCGAGUACUACCCAAGUGAGUUUGGUGAUAAAGAUCUUCGGGAACUCAAUUUUCAACUUGAUGAUUUUUUUGUCUAUGCUCAAAAGUGUGAUAGCAAGUUUCUCAACUUGAAGGGAAUCAAGGAUCUUGCAAAAGUGAUGAUAGAGACAAAACUAGAUCAAACUUGGUCACUUGUGUAUCUACUUGUGAAGUUAACUUUGAUUAUUCCUGUUGCUACCGCAAGCGUGGAAAGAGCAUUCUCAUCAAUGAAGUACAUAAAGAAUGAUUUGCGUAAUAGGAUGGAUGAAGAUCUUUUGAAUGGUUGUUUAGUUUGCUAUAUAGAGCAUAGUAUAUUAAAAAUGUCCACAGACGUCACCACGGCCUGUGGAGGGAUCCGUGAUCUGAUGCCUGAGCCUGGGUGGUUCUGUCUUUCCUCUACGAGCCCUCCCUUGACUCGUGUGGUGAUCCACGGCCUGUGA